Messenger RNA from Lolium rigidum, 441 nucleotides. RefSeq names its product RING-H2 finger protein ATL39-like. The transcript has a single exon. The record is from RefSeq and is a predicted model, not a curated record. NCBI's taxonomy places the organism in Eukaryota, Viridiplantae, Streptophyta, Magnoliopsida, Poales, Poaceae. The coding region runs from base 1 to 441 and encodes 146 amino acids.
AUGCAUUUCGCCAUGUCGCCUGACAGUCUCCUCUUCUUCUACGCCGUCGUGGCGUCGGUCACUGCCGCCUUCGGCCUCUUCUCCCUCUACAAGCACCUCACCCAGCACCGUCGACGACACUUCGGCACCGGAGAUUCGGAGGAGCACCGGCCGCUUACAGUGGCUCCAAGCCUUCUUGUUCCCCAGUUCAUGUACAACCGGCUCGUCCGGCACAGCGGCAAGGGCGCUGGCUCAACGGAGUGCGCCGUCUGCCUCGGCGUCAUCCAGGUCGGCGCCAUGGCGAAGCUGCUGCCCGCGUGCACCCACGUCUACCACGUCGACUGCAUCGACCUCUGGCUAGCCUCCCACUCAACAUGCCCUCUCUGCCGGUCCAGGGUCGGCGAUCACUCCAGAGCUGGCGACAAGACUGUUCAGGACCUUGCUUAUCUUUCACCUGUAUAG